AUGGAAUCCGAAGGGCAAAAGGGUACGGUGAAUCCGUCAGCUAUGUUGGCUUCCUUGCUUAGUAAGAGAGCCAAGCUUCACGAAGAGCUUCGCAGUAUUGAAAAGCAGGUUUAUGAUAUGGAGACAAGUUAUUUACAGGAUCCUGGACAGUGUGGCAAUGUAUUAAAGGGAUUUGAAGGAUUCCUAUCUUCAUCAAAGAACACUGCAUUCUUGAAGCGGUCUAGAAAGUUUCAGCCUGAAGAUAGGCUCUUUUCAUUAUCUUCAGUGUCUUCGCCAGCGGCAGAAGAGCUUGCGGCUGGACGAGAUGACGGGAGAUCGGAUUUUGGUCCUGGUCGUUCAAAAGGUGGGACAAUUUAUGCAAAUGGACAGGGUAAACCGAAGAAAGGAAGGGGUGCGCCAAGAGAUGCGAAGAGAGUAAGGGUGUCAAGUGAACAAGAUUUUGAUUACGAGGAUGAGCCUGAAAUGACAUUAUGA
Molecule: messenger RNA, 474 nt
Organism: Lathyrus sativus (Indian pea)
Lineage: Eukaryota; Viridiplantae; Streptophyta; Magnoliopsida; Fabales; Fabaceae
Source: the annotation of a GenBank genome assembly